This is a messenger RNA of Dromiciops gliroides (monito del monte), 1299 nucleotides long. It is a transcript of the gene CFAP126, whose product is annotated as cilia and flagella associated protein 126. Gene Ontology annotation, cellular component: ciliary basal body. The record is from RefSeq and is a predicted model, not a curated record. Lineage: Eukaryota; Metazoa; Chordata; Mammalia; Microbiotheria; Microbiotheriidae. Gene Ontology annotation, biological process: cilium organization. Bases 60 to 785 code for a protein of 241 amino acids. The transcript is spliced from 5 exons.
CUUUACUAUAUCCCCAAAGAUAAACAAAUGGACUCACAAGUCUGCAGAAACCCUGCCCCAUGGGACAUCUGGCUGCUCCCUCCCCAUUUGAAAAUGCCUUCGCCUCCAGCUAUCUUCAGAACUGGGGCAUAGCCAAAGACUCCAAAAAGCACCCUGAAGCCCAUGAUGGCUAUACUCAGAUCAUCGCUAAUGAUCGUGGUCAUCUGCUACCCUCAGUUCCCCGUUCCAAGACCAGUCCCUGGGGCACAUUCAUGGGUACCUGGCAAAUGCCUCUACAGAUACCACCAGCUCGAGUAACCUUGACUUCCCGUUCCACUGCUGCUGCCAACCGACUAAUAAACUGGGUGCAGAAAAACCCCGAUCUGCUCAAUGCCUCCAAUGGACUACGUCCAGAAAUCCGGGGCCAUCCCCAAGAGCCAAGACCACGUGAAAAUGACAGCAGCCUAAAGCCCCCGAAGAAGACUGCUACUCCAAAGGCCGUACAAGAGGUUCCACAUCCUGCUCCAGCCGAGGAUUCCCCACCUUCAAGAGGCCUCCCUGCUGCCUCCCCAGCCCCACCUCCACCCCAAAAUCUAAUCCGCUCCUGCUCCUGCUCCUGCUCUUGCUCCAGCUCCAGCCCUUCAAAAUCUGCGCCCAACAGUCCCAUGACUCCAGAGGCCUGCCGUGGUCCUAAGGAGCCCGAGGGCCAGGAAAUCCAAGAGAGGAAUAUGGAAAAUGAUGGUGAGGAACCCCAGCAGGAGACAGGGGAACUAGCCCCAUUAAGUCCCAAGAAGAUGAUGGAAUGAACCUAAUUCUACUUCAGGAAUGUUAAACAGGUUUAUAUGGGGUAUGGGUAAGAUAAAAUUUUAAAAAUAAAAUGUGAAAUGUUCUUCUGAUCUGGGUCUUCCCAUCCUUUAUUUGCCAUUCCUAAUACAGGUGGGAGGAAGGAAGGAGUCUCAGGAGCAUAGGGUUCUAGCUUUAACUGGGCCAGCCUAGGGAACCACAGGAUUCCAGAGGGAAAGACAAUUCCAGGUGCUCAAGAAUUAAAAAAACCAACAAACCACCGCCUCCCCGCAAACAUCAAAGUUUUUGGUCAAAUCAUUUAUCCAUACUGACUUUAGACACGGUUCUGAGGACUGAGAGGGCAAAUUUCACAGCCAGACGUGGCUUCAGGUCAAGAAGUGAUUUAAUACCAUAAAAGUAUUCGUGAUGUGCCUUUGUAACUAAAUCAUGGAGGAAGAUGGUAAGAAAGAACACUUUGUUCUUAAAGAACUGCUAAUCUAAGGGUAUAGAUAGGACACAUACAGGAAAAGAACAGUA